UAUCAGUGGUACACAUGCAGAUGCACAAAGUAUGAACAUAGGCAAUUAUAAUCUCAUCUGUCAAGGUCUUCUCACAGAUUGAAUGAUUUAAUUUGGCGUAAAGUUGGCAGGGCAGAUAUGACAGGGUGGCACCAAGCUCCAGGAGGAGGGCUGGAGAAUCUUCAUCAAUCCAACUAUGGCGAUGAUAUGAGCUGGAUGAAUGAAGGGUUUGGAUGCAGGAGAAAACGAGCAAAAGAGACGGAGCUUUUCUCUAGGGGAGGUAAGAGAAGCAGAGGUGACGAAACAGGAAGGGGCAGAGGAGGCGUUAGAGAAGAAGGAAGAGGAAGCGGUAGAGGAGAAGGAAGAGGAGGAGGAAGAGGUGGAGGCAGAGGAGGAGGCAGAGGAGGAGGCAGAGGAGGAGGCAGAGGAGGCGGCAGAGGAGGCGAUAGGAGAGAAAGCUGGGAACAUGAUCAAAGAUGGGAAGAAGGUAGAAGUUUGGAAGACUUUCGAAGAUGGGAAGAUGAAAGAAGACAGGAAGAUGAAAGAAGACAGGAAGAUGAAAGAAGGCGGGAACAAGAUCCAGGGUUGCGCAGACCAGAGCCAGAGAGACAUGGGCAGAUGGAUCCAAGGGAAGAUUAUAGAGAAAAACGAGGAGGAGGAGGAGGCUGGCAGGAGGAUUAUGACGAUGCAAGAUCAUCACAUCACCACGAUGCAAGAUCAUCACAUCAACAUGGUUUAUCAACAUCCUGGCCACCUGUGGGAGAGGAAGACCAACCACAGGAAACAAACAGAGGAAAAGAUGACUGGAUGACGGCCGACAUAAGUUGGGAUAAUAUACCGGUAGGAGCUAUUGAGCAACCCAGAGAUGACAGGGCAGCCGGUAUUCGAAGGGGAUCUGGGAUUGCGAGAGGAGCCGGUAGUGGGAGGGGAUCUGGUCGAGGUAGGCAUGAUGAUAUGAGGAGUGCUGAUGUUGGAAGGGGCAGGGGUAGACGAGAUGAUGAACACCAUGAGAGAAGUGCCCCUGGUAUUGGUAGAAGUGGUAGGGGAAGGCACCAUGAUGAACAUCACGACAGGAGUGAAGAGUUCCGUGGCAAACAAAAUGACGUUGAGAGACAUCGUAACAAAGCUAAAAUGUAUGAUAUACACCCUGUAGAUGCAGGGCAGGUUGGUGAUAAAGACCAGAGGAGUGGUAUGGCAAGAGGUCCGGAAAAGGGGCGUGGCAAAGAUGGUGUUCCAAAGAGAAGCAUUGAUAUGGGGAAAGGGAAAGUCGAAGAUCACGGUAAAGGAAGGAAUCAAGAUGAUGUAAGGAACAGAGAAAAGGAUCGACAUGGUGACCGUGGCCACGAAAGAGAGCAAGGCGAUGAUCGUAGCAGAGCACCAGAUCGAGACAGAGAUCAUAGCAGAGAACGAGGUAGGGGUAGAGAUCGGGAUAGCUCCAGCAGUCGAACUCGUGAGAAGGGUGCAGAGGACCGGGAUGAUCGAAGAGAUGGAAGCCGUAAAAACAGAGAACCAGAUCGAGAGUUUCGAGACAGAGAUCGUAGUGGAGAACGGGGUAUAUCUCGGUAUAGCUUUAGCAAAGACAGAGAUGGCUCCAGUAAAGGAGGACGAAAGCUGGAAUGGUGGGAAGAAGAGAUGCCGAUGACGCUUGAAGAGAUUGCGGCUCGGUACACCUGUAUGUUAUGCAAUGUGAAAUGCGGUGGACCUAGAAAUUACAGAGAGCAUCUGGCAGGAGUGACCCACAAGAUGAGGGCUCAAGUUUUUCCAGAUGAGGAUCCAGCAAGACUUGAAGAGGAUUAUCAAGAAGAGGAAUACCAAGAAGAAGAAUGGGAAGAAGAGGAAGAACUGACGCUGGAAGACAGAAUGAAAAAAUUCCACUGUGCGCUAUGUGAUGUACAGACAACGAGUGAGGAAAACCUGACAAUGCACAAUGAUGGCAUGAGGCACAAGGCUAACAUAGCGCGGCAGGAAAAGGGUGAGGAUGUUAUCAAAGGCUCUAGAAACAAAGGGAACCGAGCGAAGAAGAAGAAGAUUUCUGUUACGGGAGAGGAGAUUGUUGCGAUUCAACCGAUCAUAGACAAUUGUAAAGAACCAUUGGUUGGACUUGAAAUGAUCAUAGAAUACCUCAGACAAGAAUGGCAGACCGAGGCUUAUUUCUACUGCACCCUAUGUGAGGCAAAGUUUCAACAAGUCAACUUUAUGCCCCAUGUCACAGGCUACCGUCAUCGUUAUGGUUACAUUAAAAUCAAACGCCCCGAUGCCAAAGACAUGUGCCGUGUGGAACCCAAAGAAAAGGAAGUAUACAAAGAGCUUGAGGGGGGGAGUUGUGUGCUGGAGGUCGUUCCCAAGCGUAAUCGUACCGCCGUGUUGGCCAACCUGAAGAAGGUUUGUCGGGAAAUUCUGAAGGAACACGGAGUACAGAAGAUGCCGAAAGGGCCCGAUCCAGACCCACCCGAAAUGCCACUCAACAGACUCAAGAAGACCAUGAGGGCUGAUUCACAAGUGAAACUCAAGGCUUUUGACCCUGAAGAUUUCGUCAAACCGGUAUCAAACCCUCCCCCUGUCCCCAUCGGUGGAGUGAGACGCCCCGCCUCAAGGAACAAACCCAAGGAGAGGGUCGAGGAGAGACCAACCAUCAUAGGGUACAAACCCUCCGAUGUACCUCCCCCCGGUAUGGCCGAGGUACCCAGUGACCUACCCCCUGAUGCACCCCCUCCUACUGCCAUGAUGAUGAGACCUGGGGCAAGGCCUGGCUGGCCGCCAGUGAGGGUCGCCAGACCCCUUCCUCCCCCACCCAGACCCCCUCCUAGACGACCGGAUCAUGAACCUCCAUUAGGUUCACUUCCAGGUUUACCUCUAAAGUCACAAAAGAUGAGAGAGCUUGAAGAAGAGAUGGAGAAGGAGAUAGAUUUCAUAUGGAGUGUUCAGCAAGAGAAAGAGAAGCGUGAAUUGAGCUCCCUCAACGAAGCCCUUGAACGUGAGGAAGAACGUAGGCUGCUGGACGCUAGGAGCGUGGACAUAGAGAAGCUGAGGGAGAGAGAUCGCUCUCGACUCCGAGAGAGGGACCCCUUCCUGGCGUCGUACAUAGAGAAAGGAUGCCCCCCUCCUAAGCCAGAGGAAACCAAAGCGAAGGGGGGUUGUUCGAUCGCCCACGUGUCUCUCAAGAUCUGAAGGACCUGUAUGAGAAGAAGCAGCGACCCUCGACCUCAAGGUCCAUGGGUGAUGAAGAAAGAUUAGGGAAAAAGGAAUCUUCUUCUUCUUCUUCAUCCAGAGUUCUAGAGGAAGUGGUUGGGGCUCUAUCCAAGUCUCUGGCCAAGUCUGAUGAGGAUACAGACAUGGCCUUGAAGGUCUCUAGUGCUCUUCACGAAGCUCUCCUCAACAUCAA
Messenger RNA from Strongylocentrotus purpuratus (purple sea urchin), 3361 nucleotides. RefSeq lists its product as uncharacterized. The coding region runs from base 118 to 3147 and encodes 1009 amino acids. NCBI's taxonomy places the organism in Eukaryota, Metazoa, Echinodermata, Echinoidea, Camarodonta, Strongylocentrotidae. The record is from RefSeq and is a predicted model, not a curated record. The transcript is spliced from 15 exons. Gene Ontology annotation, cellular component: precatalytic spliceosome. Gene Ontology annotation, molecular function: double-stranded RNA binding; single-stranded RNA binding; zinc ion binding.